UGAUGGACUAAGUUCUCGCGCCAUCCACUUACACUCACUAACAAUCCGAAGGACUCUUAACUUCAGGAAGGAGAGCAUACAGGAACUCACGCCCCAAGCCAAAUAGCACAUCGCCAUGAACACCACACAUUCCUCCUCCAGCAGCGGAGGUUCAGGCAUCGGGAGCGGACCUCUGGGCUAUGGAAACACCCCAACCUGCUACUUUGUGAUGAUAGGCACCAAAGACAAUCCUAUUUACGAGGCAGAGUUCGUCUCCGUCAACACCGCCCGCGCGUCUUCUGGAGUCGCUGCUAUUCCAGAUGCCAAGAAAGAAGAGUUCCGCCAUUUGAACCAGUUCAUCGCCCAUUCAGCUCUGGAUAUGAUCGAGGACAUUCAGUGGAGCACCAACCAAAUGUACCUGAAAUCAAUCGACAAGUUCAACGAACGAUUCAUCUCCGCAUACCUGACCGCUGGAAACAUCAAGCUGCUGCUAUUGCAUGAUGCUAAGAGUGAAGACGCAAUCCGAAACUUCUUUAAUGAUUGUUAUGAGCUCUAUAUCAAGACGCUAUUAAAUCCGUUUUACGAACCCAAUACGAUCAUCAACUCGCCUGCAUUUGACACCAAAGUCAGACUGAGCGCGAAGCGAUAUCUUUAAUAUGCGCAAUCCAAUAAAACAAUCAUGUACUAAUACCCAAACAGCUACCACCCGGCGCCUAAUUGACCCCUGAAAGUGCGGCUAUGCCGUUGCGGCGGCGAAUUCGCAGCUCAGACGGUCAAUGAUUGCAGACUCAGGUUCAAAUCU
Gamsiella multidivaricata is the source of this 781-nucleotide messenger RNA. RefSeq names its product Sedlin, N-terminal conserved region-domain-containing protein. NCBI's taxonomy places the organism in Eukaryota, Fungi, Mortierellomycota, Mortierellomycetes, Mortierellales, Mortierellaceae. Gene Ontology annotation, cellular component: TRAPP complex; cytoplasm; nucleus. The record is from RefSeq and is a predicted model, not a curated record. The coding region runs from base 116 to 634 and encodes 172 amino acids. Gene Ontology annotation, biological process: endoplasmic reticulum to Golgi vesicle-mediated transport. The transcript has 4 exons.